UUACCAAGUUGCCAGGGAGGGAACACGAAGAAGAAGCGCAGCAAAAGAAGAAGAAGAAGCAUGGCUGCUGACAUGAGAUUACCCACUGUUCUAAAAUCGGUGUCGUUAUCGGGUUCUGUUUUAGACAGAAAAGAUCUGGUCGUCCCGGGCGAUGUCAUCACCUCAGACACCGGUUUCAUGAGGGGUCACGGCACCUACGUGGAUGAUGACAAGCUGACGGCUUCGGUUGCUGGAGAGGUGCAGAGAGUAGACAAGCUGAUCUGCGUCAGACCACUUCAGACCAGGUUCAACGGUGAGGUUGGAGACGUGGUGGUCGGCAGAAUCACGGAGGUACAACAGAAAAGGUGGAAGGUGGAGACCAAAUCCCGGCUGGACUCUGUCCUCUUGUUGUCCUCUGUCAAUCUGCCUGGAGGAGAGCUGAGGAGAAGAUCAGCAGAAGAUGAGCUCACCAUGAGAGAAUACCUUCAGGAAGGCGAUCUCAUCAGUGCGGAGGUGCAGUCGGUCUUCUCAGAUGGAGCCUUAUCCCUGCACACCCGUAGUUUAAAGUAUGGAAAAUUGGGUCAAGGAGUGCUGGUACAGCUCUCUCCUUCUCUAAUAAAGAGGCAAAAAACCCAUUUCCACAACCUGCCAUGUGGUGCAUCCAUGAUCCUCGGCAAUAACGGCUUUGUGUGGCUGUAUCCCACACCUGAACAACUGGACGAGGGUGCCGGGGGAUUCUACACCAACCUGCAGCCCGUUGGUCUGUCAGAUCGAGAGGUGAUUUCACGGUUGAGAAACUGCCUACUGGCUUUGGCCGCACACAAGGUGCUUCUGUAUGACACCAGUGUUCUCUAUUGCUAUGAGUCGUCAGUUCAACAUCAGGUCAAGGACAUCUUGAAACCAGAAGUGAUGGAGGAGAUUGUGAUGUUGACGCAACAGAAGCUGUUGGAACAGGAAGGUUAAAGAGCACAGCACGUGGACACAAUCAAGCAGCUAUGUCGACGACUGACCAGCUAUUCAAGGACCGAUUGUGCUUUUUUUCUAGUUGUAAACGUCCUGUUGUACAGCUCUAAGUGUAUUUUUUGUAACAAAACGGAUGAUAAAUGAUGGAUUUUUAGGUAUUUCUAUUAAUUCCGCAGCAUUCAGUAAUUUCUUGAGUAACUCUUGUGUUUUGCAGAGGCUAAGAGGAACACUUUUGAUAUUGUGUGGUAUACGAGAAAAAAAUUGUAUGCAAUACAUUUUCUAUAAACUUAAGAACAUCUC
This is a messenger RNA of Gasterosteus aculeatus aculeatus (three-spined stickleback), 1242 nucleotides long. RefSeq names its product exosome component 2 (gene exosc2). The record is from RefSeq and is a predicted model, not a curated record. NCBI's taxonomy places the organism in Eukaryota, Metazoa, Chordata, Actinopteri, Perciformes, Gasterosteidae. Gene Ontology annotation, cellular component: nuclear exosome (RNase complex); cytoplasmic exosome (RNase complex). Gene Ontology annotation, molecular function: RNA binding. Gene Ontology annotation, biological process: TRAMP-dependent tRNA surveillance pathway; exonucleolytic trimming to generate mature 3'-end of 5.8S rRNA from tricistronic rRNA transcript (SSU-rRNA, 5.8S rRNA, LSU-rRNA); poly(A)-dependent snoRNA 3'-end processing.